Cylicocyclus nassatus is the source of this 468-nucleotide messenger RNA. The record is from the annotation of a GenBank genome assembly. Lineage: Eukaryota; Metazoa; Nematoda; Chromadorea; Rhabditida; Strongylidae.
AUGCAUGAGCAGCUUCAGCUAUCAAAUGCGGACAAUCUCUUUACUCAUACUUGGUCUUUAUGUGUCGAGAUGCAAUGGUAUUUGUUGGCUCCACUUCUCUUCUUCGUGCAAAAUUUGUUACCUUUACGGAGGGUGCUUUUCUUUUUGGGGAUCUCAUGUAUUUCUCUCGGUUUCUAUCUCACUACUGACAGCAACACUGCUUUCUACAACACAUUUGCUAGGAUGUGGCAAUUUUGUGUUGGCAUUAUCGCCUUUUUGAGUAGUGAAAAUGUGGGCAUUAAAUGGGCAAUUGCAUACCUAAUCUGGAAGAAAGUUCGGCACGCUCUUCAUUCACAGACCGGGCAUAUACAACGCAACUUCAUCCAGCGUCCGGCAAGAGGUGGCGUCCCGCAAUUUUCAAAACGACUUCCCCUUUGAAAUCGGAAAAUUUUUACGACUUUCCGCUUGAUGCCUAAUCCUGGCUACCCU